This is a messenger RNA of Rhinichthys klamathensis goyatoka, 478 nucleotides long. RefSeq names its product NADH:ubiquinone oxidoreductase subunit A7 (gene ndufa7). Gene Ontology annotation, biological process: ATP synthesis coupled electron transport; mitochondrial electron transport, NADH to ubiquinone. Gene Ontology annotation, cellular component: mitochondrial inner membrane. The record is from RefSeq and is a predicted model, not a curated record. Lineage: Eukaryota; Metazoa; Chordata; Actinopteri; Cypriniformes; Leuciscidae. Bases 116 to 430 code for a protein of 104 amino acids. The transcript has 4 exons.
CCCAGGAUCAGCUUCACUCCCUUACAUUCUCUUCAUGGUUGUGGGGUAUCGUUCAACUAAAACUGAUUCAGCAACAGACUCGCAUUGAACAGUCGAUUUCACCUUGACACCAAGUAUGGCGUCGGCUACGAAAAUUAUCCAGAGACUGAGGAAUUAUUUGUCAGGGCAAGAUCUCCAAUCAAAACUACAACUUCGGUACAACGAAAUUGCAAAGAGGUCUCAGCCACCUCCCAAACUGCCUGUUGGACCCAGCCAUAAAUUUGCAAAUAACUACUACUGUCAGAGAGAUGGACGCAGAGAGUCUAUUCCACCGUCUGUGAUCAUGUCUUCCCAGAAGGCCCUAACAGCUGGAAGUGAGGUUUCUGGAAAACUCAAAUGCCCUGUUGUCCCCGGGCCCCAGGCGAAGGAACUUCCAGUGAGCGCUGACUAAAUGUAUAGUGUAAAAUAUGUGUAACUCUUAAUAAAGGAUGUGUAUAUA